Molecule: messenger RNA, 387 nt
Organism: Neurospora tetraspora
Lineage: Eukaryota; Fungi; Ascomycota; Sordariomycetes; Sordariales; Sordariaceae
Exons: 3
Coding region: 1-387 (128 amino acids)
Source: RefSeq, a predicted model, not a curated record
AUGUGCAGAACAACCGUAUACGAAAUCUACUGCGCCGACUGUAACAGAUUCAUGCGCGAGCACAGGGGCAGGGAAUAUUGUGAACAAGUUGACGAAUACUAUAGAAAAGGCUACCGAUCAGGGCUAGAAUCGAGCGCUUCUUGGCCUGACGGGUAUGGCAGCACCGAUUUGGCUUCCAACAAAAUGUGCACCCAUGCCAUAACCCGCACCAAGUGUCCCGGUUGCGCUAGGGAACUGAAAACCGAGACCAAGGAGACCAAAUGCAGCGACGCCACAGCCAACAACAAGAGCUGGGGCAAGUGCAAGAACGGCGGUAGUACCACGGAAUCGAGCAAAUACGGGGAUAAGCAUUGCUCGAGUUGUAAGUGCAAGAAGAAGAGUACCUAG